CCUCGUGUUGGGACGGUGCUGAAGUACUUUCCUUAAAUUUUUGCUUAUUUUCUUGGAAAAUAGUGAUAAUAUUCAUUCAAAAUGAGUUUGUACAAUUUUAAGAAAAUUAUGGUGGUGCCGCCGGCAAAGGCCUUCAUCGAUAUUAUGCUUUCCAAGACACAGCGGAAAACUCCGACUGUGGUUCAUAAGCACUACAAAAUCAGCCGCAUUCGAGCGUUUUAUAUGAGGAAAGUUAAAUAUACCCAGCAGAAUUUUCACGACCGUUUGUCUCAGAUAAUUCAGGAUUUUCCUAAACUGGAUGAUGUGCAUCCGUUCUAUGCCGACUUGAUGAAUGUGUUGUACGAUAAAGAUCACUACAAACUGGCUCUGGGACAGUUAAAUACGGCUCGUCAUUUGAUUGAUACUGUUGCAAAAGAUUAUGUACGGCUGCUUAAAUUUGGUGACUCGCUGUACCGCUGUAAGCAGCUGAAAAAAGCCGCGUUAGGUCGAAUGGCCACUAUAAUGAAACGUCAAGCUUCAAAUUUAACCUACCUGGAGCAGGUUCGACAGCAUUUAUCCCGUUUACCUUCGAUUGAUCCUUACACACGCACUAUUAUUAUUUGCGGAUUUCCCAAUGUGGGCAAGUCUAGCUUCAUCAACAAAGUUACUCGGGCCGAUGUGGAAGUGCAACCGUACGCGUUUACCACGAAAAGCUUGUACGUCGGUCACAUGGACUACAAGUAUCUUAGAUGGCAAGUUAUUGAUACGCCUGGAAUUUUGGAUCAUCCUCUGGAGGACCGGAACGUCAUCGAAAUGCAGGCAAUCACAGCCAUGGCUCAUCUAAGGGCCUGUAUAUUAUACUUUAUGGAUGUUUCCGAGCAAUGCGGACAUUCGAUUGAAGAGCAGGCUAAAUUGUUUGACAGUAUCAAGCCACUUUUUGCGAAUAAACCGCUUGUGCUGGUUCUAAACAAAACAGACAUUCUUACGCUGGAUGAGUUGGAUUCGGAGAAGAGGAAAAUUAUAGAGCAAUUGACCGAUGAAGCAGAAGAAAUUCCUAUCCUGCAGAUGUCAACAGUUACGGAAAAAGGAGUGAUGGAAGUCAAAACCGAAGCAUGCGAGCGACUUCUGGGCUACAGGGUGGAUCAAAAACUAAAGGCUAAGAAAAUCGAAGGUGUUUUGAACAGACUACAUGUAGCUAUUCCAGAAAAACGAGACGAAAAGGAACGGCCACCCUGCAUACCGGCUGCCGUGUUGGCUGCCCGGGCUGCAAAUGCUGAAAAGAUUGCUCGACGUCAGCGCAAGCUUGAGAAGGAAAUCGAACAAGAAAUGGGUGAUGAGUACACGCUGGAUCUUAAGAAAAAUUACACAGAAAUUGCAGAGGAUGAGCGGCACGAUGUUAUUCCUGAAUUUAUGAACGGUGUCAAUAUUGCCGAUUAUAUCGAUGCAGAUAUAUUCGAAAAGCUGGAAGAGCUCGAGCGUGAAGAAGGCCUCCGUAUGGAAUCUGGUUUCUAUGAUCCACCACCUCUUAACCUGGAUGAAACAUUGCUGGAAAUCCGUGAAAUGGCUAAACAGAUUAGGCUCAAACGGUUUCUUCUUAAGGAUGCUCGUAAACUGCAGCAAAAGAGUGGUCGCCCCGUUAUGCCUCGACACAAGCAAGCCACUGUACGCGAUCGAAAGGUGGAUAACUUACGUAAAACGAUGGAAAAUCUUGGCGUCGAUAUGGCAGGAACUGAGGACACAAACUUUGCCAAGAACCAAGUUAGUUUGCGACGCAGUAUGGUGCCAGCCGUUGGUGGGCCCAAAACACCCAAGAAAGAUCACGAGUCGACGGCCAUCGUUAAGGCUACCGGCCAACCUAUCAAACGGAAAACGCCAGGACAUGAGCUGGGCAUCAAGAGUGUCAUGCUUAAAAAGAAGGCCAUCGUUAUGGCUAAACACGACAUCGCUAAGAAGGUGACCAAAAUGUCGCGCAAGGGAGAAGCUGACCGACACAUACCAGAUUUGAUGCCGAAACAUCUCUUUGCGGGCAAACGAGGGGCUGGCAAGACAGAUCGCCGUUAAUAUCUAAUUCGUUUAUGACUUCCGGUAUACUUUUACUUUGUGUCAAUAUAUUAAGGAGUUUCCAUACAAACUGUUUAUGGAAUUUAAGAAAUUUAUUGCGAUGUAUGUUGAAAUAAACAACUUUAUCUGAAAAGAUUUGUGAC
This is a messenger RNA of Sabethes cyaneus, 2183 nucleotides long. It is a transcript of the gene Non1, whose product is annotated as nucleolar GTP-binding protein 1. Gene Ontology annotation, cellular component: nucleolus. The record is from RefSeq and is a predicted model, not a curated record. The transcript has 4 exons. Lineage: Eukaryota; Metazoa; Arthropoda; Insecta; Diptera; Culicidae. Gene Ontology annotation, biological process: ribosomal large subunit biogenesis. The coding region runs from base 82 to 2040 and encodes 652 amino acids. Gene Ontology annotation, molecular function: GTPase activity; GTP binding; RNA binding.